UACGUACUAGCAUGCUUGCGUUCGCGGUACACUUGUACUGCGGCCCCUACACUGUCGAUCCAAUUUCUUGAACGAUUUAAAGCACCAUUUAAUAUUCUGUGGUCAAAAUUCUGUGAUUUUAUAUCUCACUGGUUAAGCCCGUACAUAUUGAGUUUAAACAGGCAAAAUCAAAGGUGAUAAAAUGAGUGGGAUUGAGCCAUCAAAAUUGAAGGUCGCCGAGCUUCGUGCGGAACUGCAGGCGCGUGGGCUUGAUUCCAAGGGAGUGAAGGCUGUGCUCGUUGAGCGAUUGGAAAACGCUUUGCUCGAUGAUGCUGAGGAAGUUGGAAAUGAAGAUGAACCGACCGAGGCAGAAGGAGAUGACAAUUUUGAUGACGAUGUAGUAGAAUUGGCACAAGAAGCGCUCCCAGAAGCAGAACAAGGAUUUGGUGAUGAAUUUGGAAUUGGAUUUUCAGGGGAUCAGGAAGGCACCGGCCAAGAAGCUGAUGAUGAUCUCUUGCAAGAAGGUGAAGAGGGUGGAGAUGACCAGCUCUUAGCAGACUUGGAGAUUCCUCCCGCAAUGGAGGAACCAGAAGCUGAAGCAGCACCUCAAGAUGUUGAUGAACCCCAAGAGGAAGAGUCUAUGCAACAAGAGGUGGAAGCUGUGCCUCAAGUCACAGAAGAUGCACCACAAGCAGUGGAGGAACAGGGGCAGGAUGAACAGCAACCAGAAGGCAUGGAGCAAGCAGUAGAGAAGGAAGGGGAAAAUGGAGAGCAGACUGGGGAUGGAGACAAAAAAGAAGAAGACAAAGACAAGGAAAGGAAACGAGACCAUGAAAACAGGAACCGUGAUCGCCGAUCUGGAGGCAGGGAUCGAUCUCCUAGAAGAAGAACACCCCCUCCUGUGACCAUGGAAGAAGAUGAUGAUAUUCCAGACACACAGUGUGUGCUCAGCAAAUACCUCUCCGACUUGAAUCUGAAAAUUGGUAAGGAUGGCUACAAUAUCUGUCCCCUCAGCAUGGAAGGAUUCGCAUACAUGUGGGGAGGAGUCAAGGCUACCCAUGGAGUGAACAAAGGAAAGGUCGCAUUCGAAUGCAAGCUGGAGUCACAAGCUGAUGUACGUCAUCUUCCCCCUGAAGAGAACAACAGACAUGUUGUCCGUGUAGGAUGGUCCAUUGACGCUUCUUCUCUUCAGUUAGGAGAGGAAGACUUUUCCUUUGGGUAUGGUGGAACAGGAAAGGCAUCAGUCAAAUGCAAGUUUGUGGACUUUGGAGAGAAGUUUGGCGUGGGUGAUGUCAUCGGGGCGUACGUGGACUUUGAAGGAGAGAAGCCUACCAUCUCGUACACCAAGAAUGGAACUGACCUUGGUGUUGCUUUCACCAUUGAAGAAGAUCUGAAUGGUCAAGCCCUGUUCCCUCAUUUCAUGGUCAAGAACAUCUCAGUUGAGGUCAACUUUGGCCAGAAGGAGGAGCCAUAUUUUCCUUUGAAGGAAGGAUUCUCUUUCCUAGGUCAGCUACCCGCCGAGGACACAGAACGUGGACCUAAACCUCCUGCAACCAAGAAGGAUUGCGAGAAUGUUGCAGUGCUGGUAGGCUUUGCUGAUGAGUGGAGCCCUUGUAUCAUACCAGUUAGUCAUAUUCUGGAAGGAGCAAGUGUCCAGCAUACAUUUGUUACUGUCUUGUGGAAGGGAUCUCUUCUUCGCGGAAAAGUGCUGUCUGUUCUGCGCAAUGCAGAGGAUGUUAAGAUGCUGGUCCAGUAUCUUCCAUGUCCUGUCUCUCUUGAAUGCAAGAACAAGCUGCUGAUGAUGGUGGGUCUGCCUGGCUCUGGCAAGACAACAUGGACCAUCAAGGCUUGCAAGGAGAUGACCGACAAGAAGUACUACAUCCUUGGUACCAACCUCAUCAUGGAUAAGAUGAAGGUGAUGGGGCUCCGCCGUUCGCGCAACUAUGCCGGCCGUUUUGACAAGUUGAUGGACUUGGCUACCAAGUGCUUGAAUCGAUUCUUUGAAGUUGCAGCCCGGAAGCGCCGUAAUUACAUUCUUGACCAGACAAAUGUGUAUCCCUCCGCAAGAAGAAGAAAAAUGCGCCCUUUUGAGGGUUUCAGCACCAAAGCAAUCGUAUUAGUUCCCUCUGAGGAAGAGUUUAAGAAGCGGAUCGAAAAACGCACUAAAGAAGAAGGCAAGGACGUCCCGGACCACGCUGUGAAUGAGAUGAAAGCCAACUUUGAGCUCCCUGAGAAGGGUGUGCUCUUUGAUGAGGUGGAGUACAUUGAGCUGAAUGAGGAAGAGUGCAAGCCCCUGGUAGAGCGCUACCGUAAAGAAGGCAAAGAGGCUGGAGGACUCAAACCUCGCUUUGACCGUCGUCCUGGUGGAAGAGACUUCCGAGGAGGCUAUGACCGUGGUGGAUACGGCCGUUAUGACGAUCGACGAGGAGGCUAUGGUGGGGGCGGUGGCUAUCGCUCUGGCUCUGAUUAUGGUGACCGUCGUGGAGGCUAUGGUGGUGGUGGAGGAGGAGGUGGAUACAGAGGAGGCUACCGUGAAGGAGGUUGGAACCGUGGAGGAGGCGGAGGUGGUGGAUAUGGUGGUGGACGUGGCGGCGGUGGAGGAUACAACAGUGGUGGAUACGGAGGCAGUGGUGGCUACGGUGGUGGACGUGGCGGCGGUGGCGGAGGAGGAGGAGGAUACAACAGUGGUGGAUACAACAGUGGUGGCGGUAACCGUGGAAGCUCAAGCUAUGGAAGUGGUGGUAGCAGCAACUACAAGGGCAACUCAAGCUCUGGUAGCUAUGGAAGCCAGAGUAGUGGUGGAAGCUAUGGCAAUCGUCAGAACCAAAGCUCCCAAAGCUCCUACAACAAAUACGGAAACCAGUCCAACUACCAACAGAAUAAGCAGUCAAGUUACAACCAGCAGUCUACCUACGGCAGUGGCAGUGGCAGUUCAACAAGCAACUAUAGCUCAAACCAAGGCUAUGGUUCCUCAAACUACAGCAACACUUCAGCCGGGUAUGGUAGUAGCAGUAGCAGCAACACCACUGCCGCCGCUGCCGCUCCCGCCAGCACCGGCUACAACCAGGGCAGCCAAAGCUCUUACAACCAGUCAUACCAGCAACAGACCCCACAACAAAACCAAUCAACCCAGCAACAGUACGCCAACUACCAACAGCAGUAUCAGCAAUACUACCAACAGAACCCUCAGUAUGCCCAACAGUAUGCUCAGUACUACGGCAACUAUGGCAACUAUGGAGGUUCUGGGUCCACUCAGUAAACGAGGUGGUCAAAGAACAAGGUUGGGAUGAUUAUUCAUGAGACAUGGGUAGUCCGUCCAAAUCUUCGCUCUUUGAUUUGUUCAGGUUUCUCUGUGAGUAGGUUGACCUCAAUAAGUCUUGUUGAUUUUUUAGAACUUGCAUGAUAUUUUCUGACUCUUUCAAAUGUAUAUUUAGCAAGAUAUGGAUAUCUGUGUAUUGUACCCCACUAGAAUUAAAAAAUCUGGAUGACAAACACAAUAACCUAUAGAAUGAAAAAUGGUGUAAAUAUACAGUUUGAAAGGAAAUUGCAAAAAGAAAGAAGGAUAAGUGAAUACAGUGGGUAACAGAUUCUAAAAAUGUCAAAUAUAAGACAGUGUGUAAAUAGUAAUAAAAUGAGGGAGAUUAUCAAUGUUUGUAUUUUUAAAAUGUUGUUUUAUGGAUUGAAACGUUAGAUUUUGUAUUAGUUUAUUUUUAAUUUUUGUUGGAUUUGAUUUACACACAAAAUGAAACUUUUGGUAUGUCAGUGAGGUUUUCUGUCCAUUGUGAUAUUUGUUUACUAGUAAUCAUGAAAACAAUUUUGCAUUCUUAAUUAGUCUCCAUGUGUCCGUUUUACAGUUGAAAAACAUUCCGACAUCAGGAUUUGUUAUGAAUCUAGUCUUUGCUUCUGGAUACACACCACUACACAUUUUCUUUUAGUAUUUGAUAAAUUGUGUGUCAUUUCAGUAGAUUUACAGCAGCUUUUACUAAAAGUGAUCCGGAGGUAAAAAGUCAAACGGUGAAUAUCAUUGUGCUGUAUAUGAUGUGUUGUGUUUUAUGUGUACGUUAUUGAACCAGUAAGUCAUCAUAUCUGUAAGAAGUUAAAGCAGGAAAUUGAAGUUCAUGUUUUUAGGUACUCCCUCUAGUGAAAAUAUAAUCAAUAUAUAUCGCACAUAUAAAAGAAGGGAUUCUAAGAUUACAAAAAACUUAUAAGAGGACUUCAUUGAACGUAAAGAAAUCAACAACAUACACAUCAAUAAUAGAGACAUCAAACCUACAUGUAAAUACAUACUUUCAUGUUAAUGCAAUUACUGCUAUUUGAAUCUUAUUCUUGCCUUCACUUUGAGAAGAGCAUUGGUUCUAUGAUGAUUACUGAAAUGUGUUUCUUAAUUUUGUACAUACAUUUAUUAUGCAAAUUUGAUGAAAGGAAUGUUUUGUUAGAUGUAGACUUGUUGAUUAUCUCAAUCCAUCUACCAUGCUAUCUCAGGAGACAGAAGACUCUUUCCUGACUUAAUAAAUUUCUGAACUGUGAA
Strongylocentrotus purpuratus (purple sea urchin) is the source of this 4507-nucleotide messenger RNA. Its product is annotated as heterogeneous nuclear ribonucleoprotein U-like protein 1. NCBI's taxonomy places the organism in Eukaryota, Metazoa, Echinodermata, Echinoidea, Camarodonta, Strongylocentrotidae. The transcript has 17 exons. Gene Ontology annotation, molecular function: protein binding. The coding region runs from base 182 to 3238 and encodes 1018 amino acids. The record is from RefSeq and is a predicted model, not a curated record.